This is a messenger RNA of Yamadazyma tenuis ATCC 10573, 749 nucleotides long. It is a transcript of the gene PGA7, whose product is annotated as CFEM domain-containing protein. NCBI's taxonomy places the organism in Eukaryota, Fungi, Ascomycota, Pichiomycetes, Serinales, Debaryomycetaceae. Gene Ontology annotation, molecular function: heme binding. The record is from RefSeq and is a predicted model, not a curated record. Gene Ontology annotation, biological process: intracellular iron ion homeostasis. Gene Ontology annotation, cellular component: extracellular region.
ACUCUAAGAAUUUCCCAUACCUACUACAUUAUGCAAUUUGGUUUGUUGAUUUUAUACUUGUCAUCCGUCAUUACUGCUUCAAACUGGGACACUUAUCCUCAGGUUCCUAAGACAGCUUCCAUUAACGGAUUCGCUGAUCCCAUAUAUUCAGAAUUACCAUCUUGUGCCAAAGACUGUGUUAAGGUAUCUGUUGGUAACACCCCAUGUCCAUACUGGGAUACCGGUUGUUUGUGUGUGAUGCCACAAUGGUCUGGCUUGGUCGGUCAGUGUAUUGCUGCAGACUGUGAAGGUGAAGAUGUCGUUAGUGCUACCUCUUUGGCCUACUCCUUAUGUUCUUCUGUUGGUGCCAAUCUUUGGUUAAUGCCUUCUUCGAUUACUGCUGCAUUGACUGCUGCUGCCGGUGUAUACAAUGAAGCUGUUCCUUCUCCUACUGAAACUGCAUUCAACUCUUUGUUGGGGUCGUUGGGGAUCUCUGUCGAAGUCCAAUCUAGCAGCAGUAUUACUUCAGAAGCUGAAGCUGAAGCCGAAGCUACUGGAAACAAUACUUCAUCCGAUUCGGACUCUAGUUCAGGUUCUAGUUCUGCUUCUAGCUCUGGCACAUCUAGCUCUUCCUCCUCUAGAGAUGGUGCCAUGGAAAUUAAAGUUACGGGAAGCUUAUUUAUGAUUAUUUUAGGCUCCCUAUUCGCUAUCCUCAUGUAAGACUUAAAUGCUUCAAUAUACAAGGUUGUACUCAAGUAAUAUUAGGCGAA